AUGCCUCAAGAAAUGUCAAACUUCUUCACUGAGGAGCAGUAUGGUCGAAUAAUGAGGAUGCUGAACAAAGAAAAGGUAGAGGAGCACACAGCUAAUAUGGCAGGUAAUGAUGACUCAAAUUUGUUGAAAGAUUAUAGGGAUCCUUGGGUUAUAGUUACUGGAGCAACAGAUCAUAUGGCUUCAGAUCGUAAUAUGUUGUAUGAUGUGGUAAAAUUACCUGAACUUAGGAGAUGUAAUGUUAGUUUACCAAAUGGUAAGUCUGUACCUGUUACUUAUCAAGGCAGCUAUAAUCUCACAGGAGAUGAUACCAUACAUGAUGAUCUGUACACUGGGAGGGUGAAGGGGAUUGGUAAGGAGAAAGGUGGCUUGUAUCUCUUAAUCCCAAGAAAGACAGAGAAAUACAAGGAAACACAAAAGAUUAGAAUCUGUCUUGUAGCAGGAGUGAAGGUUGAUGUUGGCACCUGGCAUAGAAGGCUUGGACACAUUCCAGUAGCAGUCAUGAAGAAGCUUGAUUUUCUAAAGACUAAGGAAUUCCUAGGUUGUAGUCUCAAUAAUUGUACUUUUGGAAAGGUCAUUAAAAUGUUGAGGACUGAUAAUGGUGCAGAAUUCUUUAGCAAAGACUGUAAGGAUUUCCUAUCAAGUUAUGGAGUUCUUCAUCAAAGCAGUUGUCCACACACUCCACAGCAAAAUGGAGUGGUGGAAAGGAGACAUAGGCACAUCCUAGAGGUGGCAAGGGCAUUGAGAUUUCAGGGCAGCAUUCCAUUGCAUUUCUGGGGAGACUGUAUGUUAACAGUUGUCUACCUUAUAAAUAGAGUACCAUCCUCAAUUUUGGGUGGCAGGUACCCUUAUGAGGUGUUUCACAAAUCUAAGCCAAGUCUUUUACAUUUAAAGGUUAUGGGCUGUCUAUGCUAUUCCACAGUUACAGAGAAGAUUGACAAAUUUUCACCUAGAGCUAUAGCAGCAGUUCACAUGGGGCACUCAGUCUCUCAAAAGGGCUAUAGGUUGUAUAAUCUUAAGGUCAAGAGAUUCUUUGUGUGUAGAGAUGUGACAUUCUAG
This is a messenger RNA of Nicotiana attenuata, 1056 nucleotides long. RefSeq lists its product as uncharacterized. Gene Ontology annotation, molecular function: nucleic acid binding. Gene Ontology annotation, biological process: DNA integration. Bases 1 to 1056 code for a protein of 351 amino acids. NCBI's taxonomy places the organism in Eukaryota, Viridiplantae, Streptophyta, Magnoliopsida, Solanales, Solanaceae. The record is from RefSeq and is a predicted model, not a curated record. The transcript is spliced from 3 exons.